This is a messenger RNA of Beta vulgaris subsp. vulgaris (sugar beet), 756 nucleotides long. Its product is annotated as protein FAR1-RELATED SEQUENCE 5-like. The transcript is spliced from 3 exons. NCBI's taxonomy places the organism in Eukaryota, Viridiplantae, Streptophyta, Magnoliopsida, Caryophyllales, Amaranthaceae. Bases 1 to 756 code for a protein of 251 amino acids. The record is from RefSeq and is a predicted model, not a curated record.
AUGGAAGAUUUAGGGAAUGAAGGAGGAAGUGAAGAAGAUGAAUUAGAGAAGAAGAAUGAAUAUGUUGAGUGUGAGACAUCUGAAUUGAUACACAAAGAAGUUGCCAACGAUGAAGAAGCUUACAAAUUAUACAAUGAGUAUGCAUUUAAAUGCGGAUUUGGUAUCCGGAAGGGCAAAGUUUGUUGGAGAUAUGAAACAAAGACAAUCAGACAACGUUUUUUAGUUUGUAGUCGGGAAGGAUUGAAAGACACAAAAGGUGGUGUGCCUAAGGCAUUCACUAAGCUUGAUCAACGUUGUGGAUGUAAAGCGUUUAUUCAAUUUGAUGUAUCCAAAGACUCUGGAUUUUUUAUUGUUACUAAGCACCAUAUGAUUCACAAUCACCCCAUGGUGCCAUUGAAACAAAGACAUUUAAUAAGAUCUCAUAGGAAAGUGACAGUUGAACAAUUGCAUAUGAUUAAUAAUUUGAGAAGUUGUGGAGUGGGGGUUGCUGAACCUGUGCGUGUAUUGAGGAAGGAAGCGGGGGGAUCUCCAAAUCUUGGGUUUGUGAACAGAGAUGCUUAUGAUGCAGUUGCUACUCAAAGAAAGAAAGAACUUGAUGGUUGUGAUAGUAACCAACUGAUAAAGAACUUUACGCAAAGACAAGCAGCGGAAUAUGAUUUUUAUUAUGACGUUCGACUAGAUGCUAUAGGGCACUUAAUAAGUUUUUUCUGGAGGGAUGGAAGAAUAGAAAGGAUUAUGAAGUGUUUGGAGAUCUAG